Messenger RNA from Cucurbita pepo subsp. pepo (vegetable marrow), 1216 nucleotides. Its product is annotated as putative 2-oxoglutarate-dependent dioxygenase AOP1. The record is from RefSeq and is a predicted model, not a curated record. Lineage: Eukaryota; Viridiplantae; Streptophyta; Magnoliopsida; Cucurbitales; Cucurbitaceae.
UCUGUUCUUCCAAGUCAAAUCACUAAUCCCGCCCAGCGUUACAUUAAGAACAACAAAAACAGAUGCCAUUUUCAAAAUUUGGGUAUAAAAAGGGUGUUUUAGUGCCAUAUUUUCCAAACCAAAAACAGAGACAAUAAACACUUAACAGAGGUGAGUUUUAGUGUUCAUCAAUGGCGGGUGAGAUUCCAGUUGUGAGAUUUAGUUCACACAAUUUGCAGAGCGGAGGGAGGAAGUGGGGUUCGACGAGGGAGAAGGUCCGGGAAGCACUUGAAGAGUAUGGAUGCUUUGUAGCGUUGUACGACAGCGUUUCAAUGGAGGCGAGUUCUUUGAAGAUGAUGGAAGCCAUGAAGGAGGUGUUCGAAGUUCCAUUGGAGAGGAAGGUUCAGAAUGUGUCUGAGAAGCCUUUCCAUGGCUACUUUGGGCAGAACCCAUUGAUGCCUAUCCAUGAAAGUAUGGGCAUUGAAGACCCUCUUCUUCCCUCCAACAUCCAAUCUUUCUCCAACCUCAUGUGGCCCUCUCGCCCAAACCCUCUGUUCUGUGAAAACCUCAAAUCCUACGCAGAAUUGGUGUCCCAAUUGGAGCAGACGGUGAAGAAGAUGGUGUUCGAGAGCUACGGCCUCAAAAGCCUCUUCCUUUCACACACCCAAUCCACUAAAUAUCUUCUCCGGAUGAUCAAAUACAGAGUCCCACAUCGGAACGAGAUGAAUUUGGGGGCUUUCCCUCACACCGACAAGAGCUUCCUCACCAUUCUUCAUCAGAAUUCAGUAAAUGGGUUACACAUUAAGACCAGAGACAACAGAUGGGUUGAAUAUCAGCCUCCUUCUGCUGAAUCUUCUGCCAAAUCAUUCAUCGUCAUGGCUGGAGAUGCCUUCUUUGCGUGGAGCAAUGGGAGGAUAUAUUCGGCGCCACACAGAGUGACGAUGAGUGGAAACAGAGAGAGAUACUCAGUGGGGCUGUUUUCGUUCAACGAUGGGAUCGUUCAGAUUCCAAAAGAAUUGGUGGACGACAAACAUCCGCAGCAGUUUAAGGCGUUUGAUCAUCAAGAUUACCUUCGUUUCUACAGCACUGAGAAAGGCCAAAGCUCCCCUUCUGCUAUUAAAGCUUAUUGUGGCGUUGCAAAUGGCCUCCUUGAUUCACGAACUUGCAUUCCCAUGCAUUAACUAUUAACCCAUCAAAUUCCCAUUUUCAGAUGCGCUCUGUGUAUAAAGUUAUGUAA